Molecule: messenger RNA, 1115 nt
Organism: Paramecium octaurelia
Lineage: Eukaryota; Ciliophora; Oligohymenophorea; Peniculida; Parameciidae
Source: the annotation of a GenBank genome assembly
AUGCUGCUUAAUAAAGAAUUUUAUCUUUAUUUUCCAGAGGGUAAUUAUGUUGCAUAAGCAUUAGAGCAUGAAAUAUUGAUAAAGUUCAAGAAGUACGAAAUAAGGAAGUUCUUUGAUGGUCAAAUUCAAUUCACUCAAAAUGAAAUGCAAUCGAUCCAAUAAUUUAAGCAAAAAUAUUAAGUGCAAAAGGAGGAUUCCUUCAUUUUAAGAAUGCUGUACGCAACCAAAUUUAAGUUUGAAAAAUGCUUGGAAGCAAUUAAAAAUUAUGAUGAAUGGAGAUAGAGUCUAGAUCCUAAAGUGAAUCCUAUAUUAUUGGUAUUAUUUAAAAUCAUUCCUUAGAAAUAAGGAGUGAUCUAUAUGCAUGGAAGAGACAACAGAUUUCGUCCAAUUCUCGUUGUAAAUGCUCAGAAAGUUGCAGGAGUUAAAGACUUGGAUCUCCUACUCUAAUCAAUGACCUUAUUUCUUGAUUAUGUCUUAUAUAAUUGUAUGUUGCCUGGUCAAAUUGAAAGUUGGUAAUAUAUACAACUAUUUAGGAUUGUCAUAAUGGAUUUAGGAGGACUUGGCAUAAUGGGGUUGCCAAAACAAGAUCUUUAUAGGAUCAUGAAUUAUCUAUCCAGUAAUUACAGAUCGAGAAUGCACAAAUGCUAUGUCAUUAAUUGCAACAAAACCCUCAGUAUCACUUGGGCUAUGAUUAAAACAUUCCUAGAAGAUAUCACUGUAAAUCUAUAAACUGAGAUUCUUAGGUCAAUAAAAUACUCUUUGAGAGUUGUCCUAUCUCACUAUUGUAAUAUGCGAAUCCAUCCCAAUUAGAGAAGAAGUACGGAGGAAUUGCCAAUGACAAGUCGGAUAAUUUUUGGUAAUUUGUAUUAUAUAAUUGUAGGCCCCCUCAAGAAAUCAGUCCCAAUUAUCAGAUAGCUGUAGACUAAAUCAAAUUGAUAGAUUCAUUAACAUAUGUUGAACUAUUUAAAUAGGGGAAAUUGAUUAAGAAUCUAGUUUGCCAAGAAUUAAUCAAGCUCUAGUAACUUUAAUAAAAUAGCGAACAAAUCAAACAACAACAAAAGUCUGAAGAUGACUUUCAAUCUUGCGAAGAAGACAAUGAUUUAUGAUGAUGUACC